AUCGAUUCUGGAAAUAGCACGGGGCGGAGAAGUAAGUCGGGUUAGCUUUCGACUGACAGGUCCUGUGAGAUUCUUCAAACUCUAAAAACGCUAAAAGAAUAGAAAAAAAAAUUCAAAAAUCAAUUCUCAUUAUCCUUACAAAAAAAACCAAAAAACAAAAAAAGUUUACUAAAGUUGAAAUAACGAUAUGUCACGGAAAAAAUGUUUACAAAUCAAAUGUGGCUGAUGAGGCUCAAAUUAAGCCCCCAAACCACUGUAGCUACUAGAGGAUGCACAAGUUAGCUAAGGGUCUGAAGAAAAAGAAAAAGCAGAAGAAGGGAAAGAAGGGAACUGAAGAAGACGAGUUUAAUCCCGAAGAACUUGAACGUUAUCGACGUGAACGGGCCGAGGCCCAACAAAAAUUAGCCGAAGAAUCCACCGAAGGAAACGCUUCUGCAUCCGAUGAGUGGAGAAAAUUUGAAGCUCUAACAGCUGGAGUUGAUUCAAUUCUCAAGAAAUCACAAGGCGAUCUUGAUCGUAUAAAAUCAACAUCAUUCUUCCAAAGGAAACCACCGCCCGAGGAGAAGAAACCCGAUAAUAAAGAAUCCGAAGAAACUAAAAAUCAAUCGAAAAAAUACAUUGGUUUCGAUAAAGACGGAAAUCCCAUCGAGGAAAUAAAAGAGGAGAAAGUAGUCAAUGAAAUUAAUGAAGAUGGUUUUGUCAACAUUCCCGACGAUGACGACGAACAAGAAGAUUCAUCCGAGGAAGAUAUUUUCGACACAACCUACAUCGACGUUCUACAAAACACAGAAGUUCAAUUAGCCUACAUUCCAGAGAGUCCAACCGAAGAGGAAGCUGGUGACGAUCCAUUCGAUACAACCAAUGCCGAAAAAGUAUUAAAAACCGUUGACAAGAAGGGAAAAAAAUUAGUGAGUCUUGGCAAUGCCGUUGAAGUAUUAGCAGGCCGUAUCGAUUACGUCAGCACUUGUAAACUCCAAUCAACCGAAGCGAAGAAACCUCUGGAUCUAUUAUUGGGCGACGACAUUCUUCCCGAUUCUGAAACAAUAAUUAAUAACACUUCAGAAACAAUUGAAGUGAGCAAAACUCUUUUGGACGACGACACAGAUAUACAAGAUCUCCCAGAAGUUGACUUAACAAAUUUACCCACUAUCGUUCCAAUCGUCUAUUCAAGCGAGGAAAAGAAUACAAACACAAAAACAGAGAUACCUCUAGACAUCUCCGAAUUCGAAGUCCUCAAAGAGAGUACAAUCCUCGAAGAAAUUCCCGACUUGGACGACAGUGAAUUCGAUCUAAACGCCGGCGACGAGGUGAUUAUUCUCCAAGAAGCAGAAGAUCCCUUCAGUUCAAAAGAAGCCGUUGCCACCGAAUUCCAAAACGAAAUAGUCGAAGCGAGUUUCGAAGUCGCAACAUUCGUCAACGAGGAGGAUCCAUUCGACACCGCAUUCGCCGAGAAUAUUCUACCUGGAAAAGCAGAAUUGAAAUUCAUCGAAAAAGAAUUGGAAGAAUUACCAGAAUCGAUAACAGUCCCCGUUGUUAUCAAUAACCAAAAACAAAAAACCGAACUGUUAAAUACAACAUUCAACUCCCUGGAAGUAGCGAAGAACAAUUUACUCGACAGUUCAGCGACCGAUCUCAACCAAUUGUCCGACGAACCAAUAAAACCCUCCGAGGAACUCAUCUACGUCGAUCCUUUCGAUACAUCCGGUGUCCAAGAACUUCCACCUGGUAAAACAGAACUAAAAUUCCUCGAGAAAGAACUCCUAGGCGAACCUACAAAUACUCUAUCAUUCGACGAUGACGAUUUCGAUCCAAGAAAGGACGAAAUUUCAACAAAUGAAAUAAACCCAAUUAUCGACAACUCCAUACCUUCUUAUCGUAAAACUUCAAGACCAGAAGUUCUCGAAGUGACCCAACAGAAAGCAGUCGCCUUCGAAAUUCCAACUCCUUCAAGUCGACCAGAUCUCCUCUCAACAAGCAAGGACGAAAAGGUUCUACCAUCAAAACCCCUCACGCCCUACUACUGUCAAAAAUCCUUCGAGGAAACAUUUGAAACCGACGCCGAUCAAGAAGUCGAUCCAUUCGACACAAGUUUCGUCGUCAAAGUCGCCCCGAGUAAAGUCGAAUUGAAACUAAUCGAAAAAGAAAUACUAGAAGCUGAAAAUCAAUUCGAGAAUACGAAACAAAUAUCAACCGAAGAAGUUCUUAGUCACUAUACCAAGAAGACAGAAAAAAAAACCGUUGUUAAACAAGAGAGUCUUUUAGAUUCGGAAAUUGCCGUCGAUAUCAAACCCCUGACACCAUGUAUUGAGACAAAAAAAGUCGACGAAGAAAUCAGUUACUCUGAUCCUUUUGACACAUCAAUUGCUUCCAGUAUAUUGCCCGGUAAGGCCGAACUAAAAUUAUUAGAAAACGAACUCAGUCAAGUUCCCGAGCCUGUACAAACUCGUUUUGUUCCACUGAAUCUCGCACAAGUAUCCAAUUUUCACGAGGCAAAGGAAUCCACCGACUUCCUCUGUCUAGACGCCAAUGAUCCUGGCCACAAAGUUCUGACUCCUUUACAAGAGAAUCAGUUAUUUGCUGCCGAGGAGGAGGACAUCGAUCCAUUUGACACCAGUUUUGCGUCCGUUGGUCUUGGCAAAACCGAAAUUAAACUACUCGAGUCCGAGCUUAUCAACAAAUUCAACAAAGAGGAAUUUGAAAGUCAGUGGAAUAUCUACAGUGGAAUAAGUAACAAAAAAGCAAAAAUGGAGUCAAGAGGCGGAAACCCCUUCCUAAUCGACGACCCAUCGACUGUGCAGGACACAGCAGGAAUGUUCCAACAAACCUCAAAUCCUUUCCUCCAACAAUUCACCGAGCCAACCUCAACAGCAUCAUCAGCAGGCGAGAAUCCAUUCCUAAACUUCACGGCCGAACAAACCUACCAACCACCUUCCCUAGACUCAACGAAUCCUUUUGCGAAUCCCUUCGCCACUGAAUCGACCACAGACUUGGAUCUAGACAACAUACCUACCUCCGAUGCUCUAUCAACUCACAUAGAAACCGCGAAUAUUUUUCAAGAAGAAACAAAAGCAGCGGCGCCAGAUAUAUUUGCUCCACCACUCAUUGAUGACAUCGACAAGCCCAUCAUCAAGACAUCGAGUCCAAGUCCAUCGCUACCAUCAAGACCACCGCCACCAAUACCACCGGCGAGAAACACCAAGGAUCUCAUUCUCUCCGUCACCGGUGCAAUGGACGCGACAUCAAGUCAAAUGUUGGAUCGCCUUCAGCAAACGAGAACACCGAGUCCAACAUUGAUGCACUCACCGUCACCGACACCCGAGCACAGUGUCGCUGAUCUUCUCGAUGUCGAUAGCAAUGUGCCGGACAUAACUGACGAUGAUAGAAAACAACAAAUUGAUGAGACUAAAAAUAUACUUGAUAUUUUCGAUUCGGAUUCUAUUCAAACAAAUUCAACAAUUCUAUUCAAUUCAAAGGAUGUUAAUCCUCUGAUGUCGAGUGAAUCGUCAUUCACUGGGAUACAGGAGAAUAUGUUCGUGAGUAAUAUUCCGAUGAGUGAGACGCUUAUUGAUGAUUCUAGUACCACGAGUUCUGUGGAGCAUAUUCCGACUGGUGAGGAGACUUUUGUUCCUGAUACUAGUCUUUCUGGAGAUUCGACGAAUCUGUUUGAAUCAGGAACAGAAUCAACAAUGCCCGAUUAUCUAGCAUCAGAAACGAUAUUACCAUUAAACGCAAACGAGGUGUUACCAACGGUAAUUACCGAAAAAUCUAUGUCACCAGGAUCUGAUAUAUUAUCGUCAGAUGCAAAUUUGUCUUCCGUGACUGAAAAAACAAAUUUCGGAGCUCCCGAAAUGGGAUCAACAAUGUUUACAGCAAUUUCACCAACAAAUACAAGCGAUGGAUCUUUCUUUACAUCUAUAGAAAGUGUUUACACACGUGACAAUGCAAACGAUAUUCCAAGUAAUAAUAUUACCCCCGCUGUUGAUUCAACAGCAAUAAAUGAUUUGGAUUUUAAAACAACGCCAACGGAUUUCGCCAAAAAUGAUGGUUACUUUACAAAUGAAAUAAAUAAUUUCCCCAAUGUAAUGGAGGAGACUGCCGAUUCAUUCGAUGCGUUUGCAUCGAAAUUUGAUAAGGCUGCCGAACCAAGUGGAAACAAUAUUUACGAUCCUUUCUCUGGUGGUUCAAUGGGAAUGGAUACUUCCGACGAUGUAUGGGGAGAUUCAACAGUUGCGAGUUCAGACGCUGCUUUCACUGGAUUUGAUGAAUCGGAGGGAUUCGAUUCCUUCCUGAGUAUGACAGCACCACCGCAAGAAGCUGCAAUGAAACGAACCGAAUCUGGAGAUUCUGACGAUGCUCCCGAUUUUAGUGUAUAUAUCAAACCUAAAGAAGGAGAGCAACUGAGACAAGGUGAAGAGGGUCCAGUUCCAAUACUCGCACCUCCACCUAAAAGUCCGCAAAAUUCCGCUUACUCUGAUGCUACUUUGCGCUUCAAUCCUUUCGACAAGUCUGCUGGUUUUGCUCAAGAAGCUUACGCGCCGUCUAAUAUUGAACAGGCUGAAAUUAAACGUACCGAUUCUCAGGAGACACCGCCAACGCCUCUGUUUGACGAGGACGUCAGUCAACCAUUGGAAGAUUUUCCAAGAGUGACAUACACAGGCGAUGGUUGGGAAAUGCAACUCCGUCAGCCGAACAAGAAGAAAAUAACAGGACAGAGAUUUUGGAAGAAAAUCUUCGUUCGACUCGUCUAUCAGGGCGACAAUCCGGCUGUUCAACUAUUCCAGACUAAGGACGAUAAGGAUCCAUUUCAAGAAUUGCCCCUACUACCGUGCUAUUCAGUAUCGGAAAUUGGAGCCCAGCAAUUUGAUCACUAUGGCAAAAUAUUUACUGUCAAAUUGCAAUAUAUCGUCUAUAAGGAGAGGCCUGGCGUUCGUCCCGGUCAAGUGACGAAAGCUGAAAGAUUAACAAACAAAUUAAGCCAAUUCGCAGCUUAUGCAAUUCAGGGCGAUUAUCAGGGCGUCAAGGAAUUUGGUAGUGAUUUGAAGAAAUUAGGUCUUCCCGUCGAACAUGCACCUCAGAUAUCACAACUUUUUAAAAUAGCAUCUCAUAAUUAUGAGGAUAUGAAGGAAUUUUCUUCGGCAAUUGAAGAAGCUCUUUUUAGAUUAUCAGCACAUAGGGAUCGAGCUUUGCAGUAUAAAAUGGAAGAGGUUCAAAUAUCAGUAGUCGAUGAACUUUAUGUGGAACAAAGUUCAGAAGGCCAUAUAGAGAAACAAAUAGCUCGAGUUCGACUAUUUUUCUUAGGCUUUCUCUCAGGAAUGCCUGACGUUGAAUUGGGUGUCAAUGACAUGAGAAGACAGGGAAAAGAAGUGGUUGGUCGCCACGAUAUUAUUCCAGUUGUCACUGAAGAAUGGAUAAGAUUAGAAAACGUCGAAUUUCACUCUUGCAUUCAACAAGAUGAAUUUGAAGAUUCGAAAAUUAUAAGAUUCAAACCCCCAGAUGCGUGUUACAUUGAACUGUUAAGAUUUCGAGUGAGGCCACCGAAAAAUCGUGAAUUACCCCUUCAACUAAAAUGCGUCUUUUGCGUCACGGGAAAUAAGGUGGAAAUAAGAGCGGAUAUACUCGUUCCGGGUUUCACAUCGAGAAAAUUGGGUCAAAUUCCCUGUGAAGAUGUCAUGGUGAGAAUACCAAUUCCUGAAUGUUGGAUAUAUCUCUUUAGAGUUGAGAAACACUUUAGAUAUGGUUCAGUUAAAUCCGCUCAUCGGCGAACGGGAAAAAUUAAGGGCAUCGAAAGAUUCCUCGGCGCUGUUGAUAAUCUUGAACCACAACUUAUGGAAGCUACUUCCGGACAAGCGAAGUAUGAACAUCAACACAAGGCUAUUGUAUGGAGAAUGCCACGAUUGCCUAAGGAAGGACAGGGAGCUUAUACAACGCAUCAAUUAGUUUGCCGUUUAGCAUUAACGUCAUAUGACCAAAUUCCUCCAAAUUUAGCACAGUAUUGUUAUGUUGAAUUUACAAUGCCAGCAACACAAGUAUCACACACGACAGCUAGAAGUGUUAGUUUCAGAAAUCAUGAUAGUGAUGAUCCACCGGAAAAAUAUGUACGAAAUUUAUCACGACACGAAUACAGGGUCGGUAUUGAACACACAAAAGGUGAAGGUCCGGGCGCUUAUCUAACUGCAACGAUAGCUAAACCAAUUCCCGAAUCAACACCAGAAACACAUGAACCAACACCAGCUGAUUCUGACUCUGAUUCCUCAGAAUAGUGCAAUAAAAUGUAAAAUUAUUUUUCCUUUUCUUUUUAUUUUCCCCUUUUUUUUGUUUUAGCGAGAAGAAACAAAAAAUGAAGAAUAUAAGUGCGUAUAAUAAAGUAAUGAGUUUAAUGAGAAAAAAAUAAGUUAUAGAGAGAUGUACCUAGCUAUAUAUAAUAUAUGUUGCAAAUUAAUGUAAAAUGUUGAAUCUAUUCUAUACGAUAAUUUAGAAAAACAAAAAGGCUUGGUUUUCCGCUAUUGUGUUUGCAAAAAAAUGGUUUGAGAUUGAUUGUACUGAUCUAUUUAAAUUAUAUAGGAUUAUAAAUAUAUAUAUAAAUGAAAAAAAAUGUACAAGAGUUCCAUUUGUGAAAUUAUAAAAAUUGACGAAGGCAAAAUUUAUAUGCGGGCGUUAAAGACGAAGUAUCGUAUCAAUGUAACAAAUAGAAUUAUAAAUAAGAUAAAAGGCGUGUUAAAGUAUA
Molecule: messenger RNA, 6724 nt
Organism: Leptopilina heterotoma
Lineage: Eukaryota; Metazoa; Arthropoda; Insecta; Hymenoptera; Figitidae
Product: protein stoned-B-like
Exons: 14
Coding region: 270-6260 (1996 amino acids)
Biological process (GO): intracellular protein transport; clathrin-dependent endocytosis; regulation of endocytosis
Cellular component (GO): AP-2 adaptor complex; synaptic vesicle
Molecular function (GO): clathrin-cargo adaptor activity
Source: RefSeq, a predicted model, not a curated record